UAAGUUUGGCGAUCGCAGACUGCAGAGUUGCAGACUGCCGACUACUCGACUGCUCAUUGAGAAGUUUGAAAGGGAUAUGCGUACCUAUAUUAAUAUCCGACUGCACGACUGCGAACUGCAGACUGCCAACUGCCGACUGCACAUUCUGGACUGGGCUAAAGCAAGUUGGUUUGAUCGUGUCAGAGCCCGCCGGCACGUGAGCGGCAGAGCCGUGUUCUGCAGUAUGAAACCUGCCUGCGCUGCAUGGGAUAAUCAACUGUGAAUGCCACUGAUGUGAUAUCCUAAGCCACGUCAGAAAUUACAGGAGAUCGAGCAUGGGUGACGAUCCGAACCAGGAUCUGCCGGUGAAGGAGGUUGCGUUGAGCUCCGUGCAGUCUUCGUUGGCAGGCUCUGCCCGGCAGCUGGGGCCGUGCCGGGCCGCGGGAGGUCCCCACGAGGACCAGUACCUCUCCCUGCGGCAGGAGAAUGACGAGCUGAAAGUGCGUCUGCACGCGCAGAAUGACAAGAUGAAGAGGAUGUCCACGAAGCUGGUGCGCCUCAUGUCGGAGCGGAAGCGGGCGCUGGACGGGGGGCCGAGCACCCGCCGCGCGCUGGAGCUGCGGGCCGCGCUGGAGGAGCAGACCGCGCGGGUGGACGAGCUGCAGGCGGCCAACAGCCAGCUGCGGGAGCGCGCGGCGGUGCUGCAGCUGCAGCUGGCGGAGCAGACGCGCGCGCGGGCCGGCAUCCCUGGGUUCCUGCGCUCCCCGCGCCGGGGGAAGCCGCCCUCCGCCGGGUCUGCCGCGGAGUCCCGCCCCUCAGUGAAGUCGGCAGAUCCACCGGACUCCGGCAGAGACGCUGAGGUCCAGAGACUGCACAACCAUGUGGCACUUCUGGAGCAGGAGAAGGCGGGGCUCGCCCGGCGGCUGGAGGAGGCGAAGCUGCAGGAGCAGCGGCACCAGGUGGCGGAGAACGUGGAGCUGAUACGGCUGAAGCGCGGGCUGGCGCAGCAGGCCGCGCAGUUGGCAGCCCUGGAGGAGCGCGCCCAGGCCGCGGAGCAGGACCACGCCCAGGCGCGGCAGGCGCUCGCCGCGGCCCAGCGUGACACAGAGUGCGCGCAGCAGCAGAGGAACGUGCUGAAGAAGCGUGCGCUGGACCUGGAGGCAGAGCUCCAGUCCGUCCAGUCGGAGCGCUGGAGGCUGCUGGAGCUGGAAGUGGCGGUCAAGGACUUGCAGAGGGAGCGAGACGCGCUGCAGGGGCAGAACGCGCGGCUGCUGGCGAUGGCGGAGGAGCGCGCGGGCGAGGCGGCCCAGGGGACGCUGCUGCUCGAGCGGCUGCGGGCCGUGGAGCGAGAGUUGGCAGAAGCGAAGUCGCAAGCAGCGGCCUCUCAGCAAGUUCCCGGCUCACCCAGGAACUCCGGCGGUGGAGACAAAGACAACCCAUUGCUCUCUCAGGUCGGACGGCUCCAGGCGGAACUCUCGCACGAGAUGAGGGAGAGACUCCAGCUGCUGCAGAUGCUGGAGAGACUGCGUGACCCGCAGAUCACGGCCUCUCCUCCGAGGCCGGGGGCGGAGCAGGUGGAGGGUGGCAGCGAGCAGAGGCCUCUGCCCCCCGCUGCAGCGGAGCCUGAGAGGAGCGUCGACCCGAGCCAGGGCCAGGAGCCGGCCCACCUGGCUGCCGACGUCGCCGUGGGGGAGGACUGGAGCAGAGCACAGCCAUCGCGCUCGGUGGGCUGCAUGACGGAGCCGGAGGGGCCUCGCCUCGACAAGUGCCUGCAGGUGUCCUCGAGCGACGCCCAGCCCCGAGUGCCGUCCCUGCAGCAGUCCAGGCUGGCCGUCGCGUGGCGGGCGUCCCGAGCCCGGGCGAGGGUCUCGGACGAGCUGCCGAGCGAAGCCACCGACGCCGACCUGUCCCUCUGCGAGAGGUCCCCGGGGGAAGUGUCCAGCGAGAGUCUCUGCAUCUUCGCGGGGAGCACUACCUGCAAGUCGCAGGGAGAGACGACCGACACGGACGAGAGACCCGCCUGCCUCGACAAGUCGCAGGGUGAAGUGUCUAGCGAGAGUGCGUGCGAGAAGCCCCGUGGCUCCCAGGACGUGAUGAGCUCUGCAUACGUCUCGCUACCGAGCGACAAGUUCACCGCGGUGCAGCACCUGGAGACCAUCGCAGAGCUGGAGAAGUGUCAGGACUUGCUGAGGGUGCAGUGUCGCAUCAACUUUUCUCUCGAGGACGAGGUGGCACGGCUGCGGCAGCGAGCGGCGCCGGCCGAGGCGGGUCACGCGCGGCAGCUGGCGGAGCUGCGCAGGCAGCUGGGCGAGCGGGCGGCCCCCGCCCUCCCUCCGGUGCCGCGCGGCCUCUUCCAGCUGCACGCCAGCACGAUGCAGCUGUGCUCGGGGGCGGCGGAGGCGGGCGAGGGGCGGGCUCUCUUCCUGUCGUGGGUGUUCUGCGACCAGGAGCCGCGCUGCACCCCGCCCCGCCCCGCCCGCCCCUCCGUCGACUACGACUACUCGGCCGUGUACCAGGUGGACGUGGGCCGUUCCUUCCUCGACUACCUCCGCCACGAGGAGUGCACACUGGAGCUGCACGGCUUGGACGAGGCGGGGAACAGCCGGCUGGAGGCGCGGGGAGCGCUACGCUUCUCAGAGCUGCUGCAGUUCCCACGCAACCGCCUGCACACCAGCGUACCACUGCUGGCCCCCGACGAGGGUCGGGCGCUCGUCGCCACCCUGCACUGCUGGUACCAGCUGGCCCUCGGCGCUGACACAGUCCUCCCGCUGCCGCCCGCGGACCCUGCGGAACCAUCCCAGCCUGCUCCGUCGUCGUCGUCAGCUCCCGUUCCCGUGCCGCGAGCCACCUUCCCGUUCAGCCCACUCGUGACCUCGGAGACCGGCAUCGUCCCGACUGCUGCCCCUCGGUCCAGCGCUCAGCCUUCGGGUCAGAACGACGGCGGAGGGACCGGGCAGGGCGCGGCCGCGAUGAAGCGGCUGGCCGACAGCGUGCUGGGGCCGCGCAUCAGCACAGAAGAGUGCCUGGGCCAGAUCCUGGAGGAGAAGUGGCGAGAGAGGCAGCUGGCCGCGACCAAUCAGCUCGUCUCUCCCGUGCUUGGACUGAAGGGAGCGGGUUGCCGGAGACAAGCACGGACCACCCGUAGCGACGUGGGAGGACCCGGGCGCUGGCGGGCUGAGACUCCUGACUGGCUGCGCUCGUGAGGAGACAGUCUGGUAGUUCACAGGUGCGCCAACUUACAACCACUUCCCUCCCCCGCACAGCGACGGCCAGCCUUGCAGUAGUUCUAAGACGAAAAGCGUGCUGUGGGCAGUUGGCUCUGCGUAAGAAGGCAAGCUGUGAUUGGAUGUUGAGGACUCUGUAGGCAUCAUCGUAGGGGAGCCUGUUAUGUGUCACAUCUCUGUUCAUACAUGGUUUGUUUUUAUAAAUAUCUUUACUGCUGAAAAAAAAAUUGUAUUAAUACAUACAUUAUAUCAACUACAUAAAA
Molecule: messenger RNA, 3466 nt
Organism: Bacillus rossius redtenbacheri
Lineage: Eukaryota; Metazoa; Arthropoda; Insecta; Phasmatodea; Bacillidae
Product: coiled-coil domain-containing protein 88B-like
Exons: 18
Coding region: 315-3182 (955 amino acids)
Biological process (GO): non-motile cilium assembly
Cellular component (GO): ciliary transition zone
Source: RefSeq, a predicted model, not a curated record